Messenger RNA from Drosophila innubila, 1039 nucleotides. Its product is annotated as inositol monophosphatase 2-like. The coding region runs from base 144 to 1001 and encodes 285 amino acids. Gene Ontology annotation, molecular function: inositol monophosphate 1-phosphatase activity. The transcript has 3 exons. Gene Ontology annotation, biological process: signal transduction; phosphatidylinositol phosphate biosynthetic process; inositol metabolic process. The record is from RefSeq and is a predicted model, not a curated record. Lineage: Eukaryota; Metazoa; Arthropoda; Insecta; Diptera; Drosophilidae.
UAUUUGGCUGUCGUGUUAUUAUAUGAUAUGGUAUGAUAUGAUUUUAUAAUUUUGAGCAUACAAAAUUUUGGCAGCAUAAAAACUUCUAAAUUGAGAUAUUACAGUUCAGUGGUUAGCAUCAGUUUGACGAGUUUAAAAGAAUCAUGAGCAACACUUUAAUAAGUGAAAAAAAGCUGAAGGAAUAUUAUGAUGUCGCCUUGGAUUUGGUGCAGAAAUGUGGACCGAUACUGAUGAAAGGUUUUACGGAGGCCAAAACGGACUACAAGAUCAAAGAUGAGUUUUGGAAUUUCCUCACUGUGUAUGAUAAACAGAUUGAGGAUACUUUAAUGGAAGGAUUGCUGGCUGCGUUUCCUGAAUCUUUAUUCAUCGGAGAGGAGGAGUUGACAGCAGCGAACCGUCAGGCUGAAUUAACCGAUGCGCCCACUUGGAUAAUAGAUCCCAUCGAUGGCACCACAAACUUCAUUCAUCGCAUUCCCCAUUGCUGCAUUUCUGUGGGAUUGGCCAUUAAUAAAGAGCUGGUCGUAGGCAUUAUCUACAAUCCCCCAGCCAAUGAAUUGUUCUCAGCAUGGAAGGGUCAUGGAGCCUACCUAAAUGGCCAACGCAUAAGCUCCUCGAAAAUUACAAAGAUCAACCAAGCUGUGGUUGCCCAUGAAAUCUCAUUGAUAAACUCUGCAUCUACAAGAGACAAAAACGUAAAACGCAUUUACAAGUUGGGCUCAAAUGCCGCUGGCACUCGGAGCUUUGGCUGCGCCGCUCUCUCUUUAUGCUAUGUGGCGACGGGUCAAUGUGAUGUCUAUCACAUUGAUGAUCUGCAGCCAUGGGACAUUGCAGCUGGCGCUAUGAUUGUAGCCGAGGCUGGAGGUUGCAUCUAUCAUACCAAAGGUGGUAAAUUCAAUGUGAUGAAGCCUGAUUUGGUUUGUGCCGCCACAGAGGAGCUGGUUCAAAAAGUUAUUAGCCUAAUUGAGGAGGCAAAUCAAAUGACGGGAUCGACAUUCGAAUAAUGAAAAAAAAUUAUAAAAAAUAAUUUUUUGUAUUAAAU